GGUCAUAUGUGCGGAGCGCCGCCUGUAGAUGGCUAAGGAAAGUAAAAAUUAUUAUUAUUUAUUGUCUGUUUUGUCAUCAAUGAUAAAAAAAAUCAAGGAUCAAGAGCCUGAAUGAACAGUGAAUGGUGACGUCUGGUUUGCUCAGAAAGCAAGUCAUCCGCCGGGUCCUCUACUCGUGAAACAACAAUUUGCAACCUGGUCAAAUUUGCAAUCAUUCAAUUACAAUCCCCAAAGGAAAGACUUCAUUUUAGACAAAUCUGUUGAUCAAGAAAGUGCUGAACCCAAAAGUUGUUCACAGUGAAUUUUUCUUUGUUCACAAUCAGCCUGAAAACAUGCCGCUGGACAGCGUUAAAAACAUUUUUAUAGUACUCUCUGGAAAAGGUGGUGUGGGAAAAUCGACAGUCAGCACCCAGCUUGCCCUUGCACUAAAAGACAAAGGAUUUAAAGUGGGGUUGCUUGAUAUUGAUUUGUGUGGGCCAAGUGUUCCAUAUUUGCUUCAGCUUGAAAACAAAGAAAUCCAUCAAUGUCCUGAAGGCUGGGUACCCGUUUAUGCAGACACGGAACGCAAAUUAGCAGUCAUGUCUAUCGGUUUUCUCCUCCCCAAUAGAAACAAUGCUGUUGUUUGGAGAGGUCCGAAGAAAACAGCCAUGAUCCGGCAAUUCCUCAAUGAUGUCUUUUGGCAAGAACUUGAUUAUCUCAUCAUUGACACUCCACCUGGCACAUCUGAUGAGCAUAUUACUGUGAUGGAAAAUCUGAAGACCAUCAAAUGCAAUGGAGCUAUUGUUGUGACCACCCCUCAAGCUGUAGCCAUCGAAGAUGUCCGCAAGGAACUGACAUUUUGCCAAAAAACCGGAAUUAAAAUCCUAGGCAUUGUUGAAAACAUGAGUGGAUUUGUCUGUCCUCAUUGCACUGAAUGUACAAAUGUUUUCUCAACGGGCGGCGGGGAAUUGUUGGCAGAAAAGGCAAAUGUGCCAUUUUUAGGUCGCAUACCAUUGGAUCCAAGACUAGGACAGUGUUCGGAGAGAGGAGAAAGCUGCUUGAUUACAUUAAAGGAUUCGCCUGCAUCUCAGGCCAUUGAUAGUGUUAUUUGCAAGCUGACACAACAAGUGCCUUAAUUUUUUAUUAAAAAUAACUGAACUAGUGUAUAAUUUAAUUUUCUUCAAUUUGUAGAAUUUCAUUUCAUAUCGGUGGUUGAUUCAUAGUGUUGGAAUAUUGAUUGGGUAUUUGGAAAUAUUUCUACACUAGAUAAUUAAAAUCAACAAUAAUUGUUUAAAAAACAAUGUAAUUAAGUUUAUGCGACUUUGUAAAUAUUUUGCUUACUUGUGAGAAUAAAAAAAAAUGGAUAGAUCUAGUAA
Molecule: messenger RNA, 1355 nt
Organism: Neocloeon triangulifer
Lineage: Eukaryota; Metazoa; Arthropoda; Insecta; Ephemeroptera; Baetidae
Gene: Nubp2
Product: cytosolic Fe-S cluster assembly factor NUBP2 homolog
Exons: 2
Coding region: 333-1115 (260 amino acids)
Biological process (GO): iron-sulfur cluster assembly
Cellular component (GO): cytosol
Molecular function (GO): ATP binding; 4 iron, 4 sulfur cluster binding; ATP-dependent FeS chaperone activity
Source: RefSeq, a predicted model, not a curated record